GCAGGUCGCUAAGCAGUUGAGGCUCACUCUGCUAUCCAUUACUUGUCCUUUAAGCGAGGCAGACCGUAGUAAUCACCUUACAAAUACGAUCACUAGUCUUACGCCGGACUUCCUUGUAGGGCGAUUUACACAAGUACCGAGGGAUGUACGCUAUUUUGUCGGAUUUUUUUCUGCUAACACAAUACGCAGUGUAGUCAUCGGGUUCCAACGUUAUCUCAGCUGUAACAGUAACCCAUUCCCUAACGUUAACGUUACCAUCCACGUUAGUUUGCUUGCUAGCCGAGAUUUGUUUCAGUUAGCUUGCUAGCUAGCUAGCAGUAAGCUAACGGCAACGUAAAGUCUCUGUUACGCUCUAAAUUAGCUAUGUCCGGUUCGGCUGGAUGCUCCCCGGUGGCUCAGAGCUCGGGCCUGGGGCCAGGUAUGUCUAUGUUUCGCUGGUUAGAAGUGCUGGAGAAAGAGUUCGACAAGGCCUUUGUGGACGUCGAUCUGCUGCUCGGAGAAAUCGACCCCGAUCAAGUGGAUAUAACGUACGAGGGUCGCCAGAAGAUGACCAGCUUAAGCUCCUCUUUUGCUCAGCUCUGUCACAAAACCCAGACUGUUUUCCAACUGAACCACAAACUAGAAGCUCAGCUGGUGGACCUACGUUCUGAGCUGACUGAGGCUAAGGCUGAGCGGAAAGUGAUUGAAAGGGAGGUCCAUGACCAGCUCCUGCAGCUUCAUUCCCUCCAGCUGCAGCUCCAUCCCAAGCAAGGCCAGGCAGAAGACUCUGAUUCCAUCAGGGACAGACUGCCUGCACCAUCUUUGGAGAAAAUGGAGCAAGAGCUCAAGGUCAGCAAGAAAGAGAAAUUUGAAGAGGCUAGACUGGAGGCAGAAGUGAGACUAUUCAAGAAAGAAAACGAGGCUCUUCGCAGACACAUGGCAGUACUGCAGGCUGAAGUGUACGGGGCCAGGCUUGCUGCCAAAUACUUGGACAAGGAGCUUGCUGGCAGGGUUCAGCAGAUUCAGUUAUUGGGGCGGGACAUGAAAGGGCCUGCACAUGACAAGCUGUGGAACCAGCUGGAGGCUGAGAUUCACCUCCACCGCCACAAGACUGUCAUCCGAGCAUGUAGGGGGCGCAAUGAUCCGAAGAAACCUCUUCUCUCUCCAGUUGGACAUGACCCAGACAUGUUGAAGAAGAGCCAAGGAGUUGGCCCUAUCAGAAAGGUUGUGCUAGUCAAAGAUGAUCACGAGGGGCUUGGAAUCUCCAUCACGGGUGGAAAGGAACAUGGUGUUCCUAUUCUAAUCUCAGAGAUUCAUCCAAGUCAGCCUGCAGACAGAUGUGGAGGUCUGCACGUGGGAGAUGCAAUCCUUGCUGUCAACAGCAUUAAUUUGCGAGAUUCCAAACACAAGGAGGCUGUCACCAUUCUGUCUCAGCAGCAAGGACAGAUCGAGUUUGAAGUGGUGUACGUGGCGCCAGAGGUAGACAGUGAUGAUGAGAAUGUGGAGUAUGAAGACGACAGUGGCCAUCGUUACAAACUCUACCUGGAUGAGGUGGAUGACUGCAGCACAGCGCCACCCAGCGGCGGCUCAGCAUCACUGCAUGCGCUGGAAAAGAUGUCCUUGAGUAAUGGUGCAGAGAACAGAGACACUGGGAUCUCCAGUGAGGCGACUGCAGAGGAAACUCCUUCAAAGCCCCCUGAGACGGACUGCUCCUCUUAGAGGCUCAGCAUCAUUGUUGGUAUUGGGAGAUUUAAUGAGAGGAUCGUGGGCACAACCCCUCUUUAUGAACUGAAUCAAAGAAUUGUAUGACAAGGAAAAUAAACCCAAGAAUGUCUUAACAACAA
Pungitius pungitius (ninespine stickleback) is the source of this 1823-nucleotide messenger RNA. RefSeq names its product golgi-associated PDZ and coiled-coil motif containing (gene gopc). The record is from RefSeq and is a predicted model, not a curated record. Gene Ontology annotation, cellular component: membrane; Golgi apparatus; trans-Golgi network transport vesicle. The transcript is spliced from 9 exons. Gene Ontology annotation, molecular function: transmembrane transporter binding. Lineage: Eukaryota; Metazoa; Chordata; Actinopteri; Perciformes; Gasterosteidae. Gene Ontology annotation, biological process: negative regulation of protein localization to cell surface. Bases 364 to 1698 code for a protein of 444 amino acids.